AUGCUCCGCCCCCUGCUGCUCCUGUCCACUCUCAUCACUCUGACAGGUGGUGAGCAGGUGUUCAGUGCCCCUUCAGAGUUUGACAUUAGGUCUUGUCCCAUCACCCUGUAUGGACAGAAAUAUGAACGGGUCUUUGUUAACUUCACCACGGAGAACCUGGUGAUCUGCUUCCAGGGGUUUUUCACACCUGGAAAUACAGACGACUGUGUGUUUGGACCUCCGUCGGACUCUGAGAGCGCCGGCUUUGAGAUCUAUCCUCGGAUUCCCGUCCUGGAAACCAUAGUGUCCUCUAAUGUCCCCUCUAUUCAGAAUCAGAUGGACUGUUUCUUCACUGUGUCCUUCCAAUACCAUGGAACCAAUUCCACCCUGGCCGUGAUAAAGUUUGGGUCUCUGUCAGUUCUGUACGUCUACGUGCCCGCCCAGGGCUCUGUGGUGAUUGAUGUUCGGAUCAAUGGUAAAACAAUCGACUCCCUGACCGUCGAAAACACUCCUAAGACCAGACAGACCCGAGGGUACCUGGACAUGAGCGGAUGCAGAGGCCCAGGCACCGCGUAUAAAGCUGGAAGUGAAGUAAAAUCUCCUGAGACCUGUGUCACCAUCACCUGUAACGAGUCACUGGGGCUCCUGACCUCCACCUGCGCUCCACUGGAGCAUUGCCUGGGCAACGGCAGCUGCGUCGUAGCCUCCAUGUCUGAACAGACGUCGAACCUGUCCAUGAACUUCCUCUGCACCGUGAUGGGCCCGACUGUCAUCAACACCGACGGCCUCCUGAGCUCAGUACCAGAUCGGUGUACAUACCUUCUCCUGUCCAUCCCAUCGGAUCCACACUUCCAGAUUUUGGCCAACUUCCAGGACCGGCGCCGUAAAGACGUGAGCUUUCUGGACAGCGUGAUGCUGCUCCUGGAUGAGCCGGGUGUUCGCAUCCACCUGAAACAGGGCGGCAGAGUUCUGCUGGACGACUCAGAACUGAGCCUCAACAGCUCGGAUCAGAUGGUUCAUGGUGUGGAGCUCCAUAAGGACCAGAGCGGAAUCAGCGCCACCGUGUCGCUCCCCAACAUCACCACUUCUGUCUUCUUUGAUGGCUACACAGCUCAGAUCCACCUGGAAGGUUCUGCUGGGUCUUCUCUGCAAGGUCUGUGUGGAAAUUCCAGCAGGUCUUGGAGUGAACUAAGGCUCCCCGAGUACAACUCCAUCAGCUGUGAGGUGCAGCACACGGACUCUAAUGACAGUUCGAUCAACUGCACCAAGGCAAUUGAACGCUGUAACCUCCUGAAGGAGGCGCCCUUCACCUCCUGUGGCAUCGACCCAGAGCCCUACAUAAUCGCCUGCACAGAUACUUUGUGCAGAUAUCCUGCAGUGGAUGGUCUGAACUGUCAGGUCCUGGAGGCCUACGCCAGAGUCUGCAGCUUGUACAGCAACACCACACUGGAGGGCUGGAGGUCCCAGGCUGACUGCCCCUCUCCUGGAGUCUUCUGUCAGGACAGGACCUGCAGUGAUCAUGAGUUCUGUGGAGAGAAGACCGGUGGUGGAGAAACUCGUUGCUUCUGUAGGGCCGUCUUUGCAUCCAGCUACAGAGAGAACAACACUCUGGGUGAUCCGACAGUCUGCAGUCAGAACUCCGCUUCUCUCACUCUGGUCAAUUGUCUCCUGGAAGACAAAGACAUUGACUACUCUGCCUUACACCUCAAUGACCCGACCUGCAGAGGACAGAUGGACAAUCAGAGCCACCUGGUGACUUUCAGCUUCAACAGCAGUGGCAGCUGUGGCACGGAGGUCACGGUGAACAGCAGCAAUGUGAUCUACAAGAACUUCAUCACAGACCAGAACAGUUCCAAUGACAUCAUCACUUACAAAGACCAGUUCUACAUAGGUUUCUCCUGCGCCUACAUUCUCUACGAACAGACCAACAGCAAGGUCUUCAGGAUCAGGAGCAGUUCUGCGAUCACGUUCGUCAUAUCUGGACUCUGGAACUACACCCUGACCAUGAGGGCCUUCACCGACCCCGGCCAAACCCGAGUCGUGGAGUCGAGCACUGAGGUGCAACUGAACCAGAAGAUCUGGGUGGAGCUGAAGACCGAUGGCCUGGAUGGAAACCUGAUCUCCAUGGUGACUGACUCCUGCUGGGCCACCAGUCAGGAGUCGGAGAACGGAAGCUUGAGAUACGACCUGAUCAUGAACGGGUGUGGGAACCCUGCUGACCAGACGGUGAAGGUGGAGAGAAAUGGAGAGGGAACCUCCAGCUUCUUCUCCUUCAACAUGUUCCAGUUCUCUGGGACCUCCGGGGACGUCUACCUGCACUGCAGAAUGCAGCUGUGCAUCAAACAGGAGGACAACUGCGUCCCGGUUCUGACUCAUGCUCCCAACACCAGUACUUUAUCCACAGACUGA
Nematolebias whitei (Rio pearlfish) is the source of this 2388-nucleotide messenger RNA. RefSeq names its product alpha-tectorin-like. The transcript is spliced from 17 exons. Bases 1 to 2388 code for a protein of 795 amino acids. The record is from RefSeq and is a predicted model, not a curated record. NCBI's taxonomy places the organism in Eukaryota, Metazoa, Chordata, Actinopteri, Cyprinodontiformes, Rivulidae.